Messenger RNA from Knipowitschia caucasica, 291 nucleotides. NCBI's taxonomy places the organism in Eukaryota, Metazoa, Chordata, Actinopteri, Gobiiformes, Gobiidae. The record is from the annotation of a GenBank genome assembly.
AUGACGUUCGUGUCUCCGGAGAACAUGGAGACGCAGUGCUGCAGAGAGGCCUUCGCUGGCAUCGUGGAGCAGCUGGAGCUCGCCAAGACCAACUGCACCGACCCCAGCGCUCACAUCAACGGCACCCUGGACAGCCUGCACUUCUACUCUGAUCGCUGUCCUCAGUCUGUGCAGACCAACUCCUCCGACUGCAAAUGGGAAAAGCAACGAGGGGGAAAAACACUUGUGGAACUCGUCGGCGACAUCGAGAGUUUCCUGCAGCUUCUGAACACGAUGCAAUCCCUGUCCUGA